AUGGAAAGCAUGUUUGAUGGUGCAACAGUCUUCAAUGGUGAUGUGUCUAGUUGGGACACAAGCAGUGUUCAAUCCACAUUUCGAAUGUUUCGUGAUGCUGCUGGCUUCAACGGAAAUGUGUCUGGAUGGGUCACUAGCAAAGUCACGACGAUGGCCACAAUGUUCAAUCGUGCCACUGCAUUCAAUCGUAACUUGUCUGGUUGGGAUACCAGCCAAGUAACAGAAAUGCAAUUCAUGUUCAGCAGUGUAACCACCUUCAAUUCUGAUCUGUCCGGGUGGGAUACAAGCAAGGUAAAACAACUGAAUUAUAUGUUCCGUGAUUGCACUGCCUUCAAUGCAAACAUAUCUGGUUGGGACACAAGCCAGGUCACGAAGUUUGAUUCUGUAUUCAAUGGUGCAACUGUAUUCAACCAAGAUUUGACUGCCUGGGCGAGCAAAAUCACCAGCACAACAGCAGGCACCACAGACAUGUUUGCUGGAACUGCAUGCCCUGCAACAGGAGACCCCGACCUGACGGUGGACCCAAAAGGACCAUUCUGUUAUUACAAUUCUUUUGAUUACUUUGAGACCCGGACUGAGCUGGAUUCUACAAUUACAAUAGGAGACUGGACAUAUUCUCAGUUUGGACCAAUUGCAACAUGGGAUGUCUCACGCAUUACAGACUUUUCCGGUCUCUUCAGUGGCAAGUCUACCUUCAAUGAAGAUCUCACUUCCUGGGACACCAGCAGUGUCACAACGAUGGAAAGCAUGUUUGAUGGUGCAACACUUUUCAAUGGUGAUGUGUCUAAUUGGGACACUAGCAAUGUUCAAUCUACGUGGAAAAUGUUUAAAGAUGCCACUGCCUUCAAUCGUAAUGUGGAGGGAUGGGUCAUUAGCAAAGUCACGAAGACGGCCUCAAUGUUCAACCGUGCAACUGCAUUCAAUCGUAACUUAUCUGGUUGGGAUACCAGCAAAGUUACUGAACUGCAAUACACGUUUGCGAGUGCUACCAACUUCAAUUGUGAUCUUUCUGGUUGGGACACAAGUAGAGUUGUAAAAAUGGAGUACUUGUUCCGUGGUUGCACUGCGUUUAACGCAGACAUAUCCGGCUGGGUCACAAGCAAGGUCUGGAACAUGGCAAACACAUUUGAUGGUGCCACUUCCUUCAACAUUGAUGUAUCAGGAUGGGAUGUUAGUUCUCUGGGAAACUUUUGGUAUGCAUUUCGUGAUGCCGCUGCAUUCAACCAAGACUUGUCUGCCUGGGGCAACAAAAUCACCACCACAACAGCAAACACUAAAGACAUGUUUGACGGAACUGCAUGCCCUACAACAGCAGACCCAGUCCUCACCACUAGUCCAAAGGGGCCCUUCUGCUUCCCCUAGAAAACUUGAUGCAGUGACUACAUCACCACAGCAGCAUUGCUGCCAGAGCCCUCAACCCCUUUAAGUGUGUCCUCUUUAGGUGUAAGGGUAGGGUUAGAGAAUAAAUAAGCCAGCGAAAACUAUUUGAG
This is a messenger RNA of Seminavis robusta, 1490 nucleotides long. The record is from the annotation of a GenBank genome assembly. NCBI's taxonomy places the organism in Eukaryota, Bacillariophyta, Bacillariophyceae, Naviculales, Naviculaceae.